Messenger RNA from Salvelinus sp. IW2-2015, 686 nucleotides. RefSeq names its product cell adhesion molecule CEACAM20-like. The record is from RefSeq and is a predicted model, not a curated record. NCBI's taxonomy places the organism in Eukaryota, Metazoa, Chordata, Actinopteri, Salmoniformes, Salmonidae.
AACGAACACAUGGCUACCUCUAAUUGGAACUGGUGAUCUGUGUUACAGAUGGACCUGAUGGUAUGGAAAUAAUGGGUCCAUCUGAAAUAGAAGUUGGACAGAAGUUUACAUUGACCUGCUCUGCUGACUCCAUACCGACUUCUAGUUACACCUGGGUGCUUAACGGGACAGAGAUACCUGGACAUUCACCUGAGUUCACUAAAGAGAAGAGUGAAUACUCUGACAGUGGGGAUUACACCUGUACAGCAACAAAUGAKGUCACUGGAAAYAAAACAUCUGWGGUCCAUAAACUGUCAGUAAAAGCAGAGGGCUCAUUAUCACCAGUUCUGCCUGCUGGUGCCAUCAUUAGGAUUGUGAUUAGAGUAUUGCUGGUUGUGGGAGGGGCAGUUGGUGUUGCAGUGUUAUUCAUCAGGAAAAAUGGAACCAAUGCUGAGCCAAUGCAUCGAGGAGGUUCUCAACAACCUGUAUAUGAGAACCCUUCAUCUGUAUGUGAAAACCCACAACAAAAUCAAUCUCCACCUCUACCCCUGACAGAAAGGCAGGACUUCAAGAGUAUGUAUGAUACUAGGAUAAUGUGAGAGAAGUCAAUGGAAAAGACCUCCAUUCAAACACCAUUGACAGCUUUGCACACUCUUGGCAUUCUCUCAACCAGCUUCACCUGGAAUGCUUUUCCAACAGUCUUGAAG